Messenger RNA from Mytilinidion resinicola, 2325 nucleotides. RefSeq names its product putative ATP-dependent DNA helicase II subunit 2. Gene Ontology annotation, cellular component: Ku70:Ku80 complex; nucleus. The transcript is spliced from 10 exons. The record is from RefSeq and is a predicted model, not a curated record. Lineage: Eukaryota; Fungi; Ascomycota; Dothideomycetes; Mytilinidiales; Mytilinidiaceae. The coding region runs from base 39 to 2258 and encodes 739 amino acids. Gene Ontology annotation, molecular function: double-stranded DNA binding; telomeric repeat DNA binding; damaged DNA binding. Gene Ontology annotation, biological process: telomere maintenance; cellular response to gamma radiation; DNA recombination.
AACUCUCUUCCCACGCAUAAUCAAAGCCGACAGUCGAUAUGGCCGACAAAGAGGCGACUGUUUACAUUGUGGACGUCGGGCGGUCGAUGGGCAAGAAGCACCAUGGUCGUGACAAGACCGAUCUUGAUUGGGCGCUGCAGUACUUCUGGGAUAAAGUCACGUCCGCCGUCAUGACAGGUCGGAAAACAUUGAAUAUUGGUGUAAUUGGUCUGCGCACAGAUGGUACCAACGUUUCUGAUGCCGGCGUCAAUGACCCCGAAGGAUACGAGAAUAUCACUGUUCUACAGACUUUGAAGCAGACUAUGUUGUCAGAUGUGCGCGAAUUGCAAGCAAAGCUUGUUCCAAGUGCUUCUGAUGAAGGCGACGCAAUAUCUGCCGUCGUUGCUGCAAUUACGAUGAUAGCCAACGCCACCAGAGGCAAAACUGGCAAACCGCUUCAGUAUAAACGGAAAAUCGUCCUCAUUACUAGCAGUCUGGGCUCUAUGGACCCUGAAGACAGUGAUCAACUAGACGCCAUUGUAAGCAAGAUAAAAGAAGAUGGGAUCCAGCUAGUUCUUAUCGGAGUGGACUUUGACGACACUGAAUUCGGCUUCAAGGAGGAAGAUAAAAGUGAUGAAAAGGCUGAAAUCGAAGAAUACCUCAAAAAGCUCACCGAUGACUGUGGCGGUGUAUUUGCUACUCUUGCCGAAGCCGUGGAAGGAAUAGACACUCCCGAAACGAAGAAAACUCGACCUGUCAAGUCCUAUCAGGGCACACUGACUCUAGGCAACCCCGAGAAGUAUGAUUCUGCCAUGACCAUCAACGUCGAACGCUACCCCCGAACUUCAAUUGCACGUCCUAUAACUGCAAAAACCUGGUUCAUCAAACGCGAUCCCGCAGCAGAAGACGGUACCCAGUCAACACACACUGUCACUGAAGACCCCGGAGACGGGUCAAAUGAAGAAACUCUAGGUGGGGUUAAGACCCAGCGCUUUUUUCAAAUCGAAAAAGAAGGCGAAACUGGUGCGAAGAUAGAUGUCCCGCAAGACCAGCUGGAAAGCGGCUAUGCGUAUGGUCGAACCGCUGUGCACAUAGCCGAGAGCGACAGAGUCAUAUUGGAACUCGACACUCUGCCUUCUCUUGAUAUCAUUGGCUUCAUACCAGAGGAUAAGUUUGAACGAUACUUGGCCAUGACCAAGACCAAUGUCAUCGUCGCUCAAAAAGGGAACGACAAGGCUAGUCUAGCACUCUCCUCAUUCAUCCACGCAUUAUACGAGACAGCCUCGUAUGCAGUUGCUCGAUUCGCUGCAAAAGAACGGAAAAAUCCAUUGAUACUGCUGCUUGCCCCUCUGAUCGAGCCAGACUUCGAGGGCUUGAUUGACUUCGAGCUCCCUUUCGCUGAGGAUGUUCGCGAUUACAAGUUUCCUCCACUUGACAAGAAGGUCACCGUGGCUGACAAAAGCCUGACGCAACAUCGAGAUCUACCGACACCGGAAUUGAUGGAUGCCAUGAGCGCGUAUGUCGACGCUAUGGACCUGUCGACUUUCGGCACCGACGAUGAUGGCAACUCGGCUGAAUACAUGCCCAUGGAUGAGACCUACUCUCCCCUCGUCCACCGCGUCCACCAAAUCGUCCGCUGGCGCGCUACCAAUCCCACCGCAGAAGAGUUGCCCGACCCCCCUCCCAUCCUAACGAAGUAUUCCACUCCACCAGCCGAGCUCGCAGAAGCAUCAAAACCUCAGCUCGAAGCGCUGAUGCUCGCAGGCGACGUCAAGAAAGUGCCCCCCAAACAAGCCAGCCGCAAACGCACCCGCGAGCGCGAAAAGCCCCUCUCGGGCCUCAACGUCGACGAGCUCCUCAGCGCGCACCCCAAGCGCGCCCGCGUCGACCCCAUCAACCCCAUCCCCUCCUUCAAGCAAACCCUCGCCACCACCGACAACAUCGACACGUUCAAAACCGCCGUCGCCGACCUCGCCAAGGUCGUCUACUCGUACAUCACCAACUCCGUCGGCGACGCGCGCUACGGCCAGGCGCUCGAGUGCAUCCGCGUCAUGCGCGAGGAGAUGACGGAGCUCGAGGAGCCGGCGCUCUUCAACGGCUUCCUGCACGAGCUGAAACGCAAGAUUUUCGCGGGCGAGUUGGGUGGGAACCGCCGGGAUAUGUGGAUGAAGGUGCGGAUGAAUCGGGUGGGGUUGAUUGAUCAGAAGCUGAGCCCGUUUUCCGAGGUGACGGAGGAGGCGGCGAGGGAGUUUUGGAAGCCGCCACCGCCGCCAGCUUGAGGGGCGUGCAGAGCUUCUGUCUCUGUCCAAAAACAGGCAGGCGUUGGAGGUUGGGGGAUGCGUAGCU